CAUGUGCGAAAGGCAAAUUAAAUCCAGAAUGAAAGGUACGAAUUCACACUUCGCUUGGUAUUGUAAUUUUCAAAAUUUUUAGGAUUUGGAUUAAUCCAACAUGUUUAGAAAAGUCGUUGUUGGUAUUUCUGGUGGUGUUGAUAGCGCAGUUGCAACUCUUAUAUUAAAAAACAAAGGAUUUAAUGUAUGUGCUUUAUUUAUGCAAAACUGGGAUAUAAAAGAUGAAAUGGGCAUUUGUACAUCAGAUGAAGAUUUCAAAGAUGCUUCUGAAGUUUGCAAAAAACUUAAUGUGCCCAUUUAUUAUGUUAAUUUUGUGAAGGAAUAUUGGAAUGAAGUAUUUAGCUAUUUUUUAAAAGAAUAUGAAAGUGGAUACACUCCAAACCCUGAUAUUUUAUGCAAUCGCUUUAUAAAGUUUAAUUACUUCUUUCAUUAUGCAAGAGAAUACCUGCAUGGAGAUGCAAUUGCAACUGGUCAUUAUGCAAGAACAAGUUUUGGAAGUUAUCUAGAAAAUUACAGUGAUGUAAAAGUGAAACUUUUAAGACCUUAUGAUGAAAUGAAAGACCAAACAUUUUUUCUAAGUCAAGUUAAACAGGAAGCACUGAGACAUACAAUGUUUCCCCUAGGAACCCUAUUAAAAUCAGAAGUAAAAAAUAUUGCUUUACAAAAUGGUUUUCAAAAAGUCUCUAGAAAGAAAGAGAGUAUGGGUAUUUGCUUUAUAGGCAAUAGGAAUUUUCAAAGUUUUAUAGCAGAAUAUAUAGAAGAUAAACCAGGAAAAUUUGUUAACAUUGAGAAUGGUGAAACUGUGGGAGACCAUAAUGGUAUACAUCAGUGGACCAUUGGUCAGAGAGCAAAAAUUGAUGGUAGAUCCUUACCUUUUUUUGUUGCAAGGAAAGAUUUGGAUACAAAUACAAUAUAUGUAGCAGAACGUCAUAAUCAUUCUGCUUUACAGACGGAAUUAUUUUUUACUGACAAACCUCAUUGGAUUUACGAAACUCCUGAAGAGCUUCGCAGACAUGAUAUCUUAAGCUGUAGAUUUACUGAUCAAAAUAUGAAAGAGGCAGUCGAUUGUGAAGUUUAUGAAGCAGAAAGAGGACUUAUUGUGAGUUUAAGUAGAGAAAAACGUGCGUUAGCCCCUGGACAAUUUGCAGUUUUUUACAAGAAUGAAGAAUGCUUAGGAAGUGCACGAAUUUCUAGCUCAGGACCUUCCAAUUUUAUUUUACAUUGGCUUCAAAGGAAUAACGUUGUCUUUAUAGCACACAAACUAAAUAUAUAUAAAACUACAAUAAGUGGAAAUUGUGAAAUAAAUACGGAAAACGAAUAUAUGCAAGAAACAAAGACUAAUAAAUACACAACGUGCAAAAGCAGUAAUAACCAAAUUAAAGAGAAUAUACAAGACAAUAAAAUAAGUAUUGUAAAGUUAGGAAUUAGACACAACUGUUAACCACAUUUGAAAGUAUAUAAAUGUACAAGAAGAUUGUUGAAAUAAAUGUUUUUAUAUUUAU
Molecule: messenger RNA, 1502 nt
Organism: Agrilus planipennis (emerald ash borer)
Lineage: Eukaryota; Metazoa; Arthropoda; Insecta; Coleoptera; Buprestidae
Product: tRNA-specific 2-thiouridylase MnmA
Exons: 6
Coding region: 101-1441 (446 amino acids)
Biological process (GO): tRNA wobble position uridine thiolation
Cellular component (GO): mitochondrion
Molecular function (GO): sulfurtransferase activity
Source: RefSeq, a predicted model, not a curated record